AUGACAACAUCCAGAGACCCAAAUGUCAUUGGCUCGCAUUACGAAGUCGAUGGUGAAGUCCAUCAAGUCGUCCCUCGAUUAAGACGCCAAGUUCGUCGAAUGAAUCCUGAAGUUACAUCACGGUUGGAAUUACGCGCAAAUACAAUCAUUAAUGAAGUUGUUGAUCACAAUUUUACGGAAUUGUCAAUUAAUGAAAGUAAUGGACGUGGUGGUGCGGGGUCGCUAUCGAAUUUUUAUUCUUCAUUGAACAGUAAUAGUUUUGUCAGCAACAGCAAUAAUGGUAAUACCAUCACCCAUGCAGCAAGAAGAUCCAAUGAUUUCCCCAGCUUGCCCCUUCAUGGCGUUCAUAACAAUGACCAUCGGGUUAGGUUCCAGGAUUCUUCGUUUGACCAACUGUCAAUUAGAGAUUCGAUUAGUGAUAAUGGAAGACAAAUUCCCACGGCGACAGGAGGAGGAGGAGCAAUAAUGAUUGGCGCUUCACCAAAAUAUUUACAACAAACGAUGCAGCAAGUUUGUUUAGCUUUGGACUUGUCAUUUACUGAAGCCAACAUGGCCAAGAUUAUCGACAAGAUUACUGAAUUGAAAACGACUCAAUCAAUGUCAUUUCAAACACAAACGUGGAUGAAUGAGCGCAACAAUUUGCACAAGAAGAUUUCCUCAUUUGAAGAAGCCGUAAAGGAAAAGAAUGAAAUUAACAAGGCACUCAAUUUGGAUUUACAUGAUUUGAAGCAAGUAGAAACACAACACAUCCACAAGAUUGAACUAUUGGAAGCGCAAUUGAAGGAAUCUUCAAUGAAUGCCGCUAAAACCAUAUCUGAGUUGUUAGAAUGCAAAUCUACGUUUGAAUCAUUUGAAAAUGACCUGAAUAAUAGAUUUCAAGGGCAACAAGAACAAAUUCAACAAUUGGAACGUGAUGCAUCUCAAUUACGCCACGAGAAUUUGCAAUUGAAUCAAGAUUUACCCAAAUUGAAGCUGGAAAACAGCGAUCUAAUCGAACAAAAUCAAUCAUUGGCAGCUAAUAUCGAAUCAGUGACUCAAUCACAUUCCGAAGACAAGGCCCAAUGGGAAAAGAAGUUGCGCCACUACAAGAAACAAGUUUUGGAAAAGGAGACCAAGUUGGAAUCUAUGGCCAACCAAAUUGCCACCAUCAAGACUAAAUGUAAUCGCAAGCUAAUCACGUUGGAAAAUGAUCAUAAUUCAGCGCUUGAUUCUCUUUGUAUUGAAAUACAAAUUCUACGCAAUAUCAUUGAUAAACAUUUCGAAUCCGGUGCCAAUAUCGAUUAUACAAUUACUUCUCCCGAUGCUGCAUCUGUCACAACCGGUGCUUUGUCAGCGCCAACAAGAUCAAAGUCAUUAUCUAUACACGCAAACAGCAACAACAGCAAUGUCAAAGACGCCCAAGCAUCACGACAACCCAGCCAAGAUCUCAAUCCCGCCAAGUCCCCACCGUUUCCAGAACACCUCCUCGCUUCAAUCUCCACCAAACUCAAACUCACCGCAAGCACAAGCACAAGCACAAGCAUCCCCACUGGUGCCACUGCCAAGAACCAAACUACUCAAGAUCCAUCCACACUCUACAUCCGCCAAUUGUACGAGAACCGAUACUUGCAAGCGCUCAAGGACCAAAAAGACCUAGCCGAUUCCAACACCAUCAAUCACGCAACAUUAGCCAAUCUCUUGCAUAUUAACUUGCACUAUUUUGAAAAAUUGGUGCCCAAACAUGACAGAUUGAAUUAUUUUAAAUUGUUGAUUAAAGAAUACGAGAUGCGCAAGAUUGUCCAGUCAAUUGAUUUGAACUUGAUUAAGAAGUUGGUUGAGACCGAUUCGAUCUUGAUGUCGGAUGUCAAUAAACGGUUGAAUGAGUUGGAUAAGUAUGUCUUGUGA
Messenger RNA from Lodderomyces margitis, 1884 nucleotides. RefSeq lists its product as uncharacterized. NCBI's taxonomy places the organism in Eukaryota, Fungi, Ascomycota, Pichiomycetes, Serinales, Debaryomycetaceae. Bases 1 to 1884 code for a protein of 627 amino acids. The transcript has a single exon. The record is from RefSeq and is a predicted model, not a curated record.